Amyelois transitella is the source of this 2268-nucleotide messenger RNA. RefSeq lists its product as uncharacterized. NCBI's taxonomy places the organism in Eukaryota, Metazoa, Arthropoda, Insecta, Lepidoptera, Pyralidae. The transcript has 20 exons. The record is from RefSeq and is a predicted model, not a curated record. The coding region runs from base 1 to 2256 and encodes 751 amino acids.
AUGUCACUGAAAGAAUCCAAAAUUGAAAAAAAACCAAGCAAAACGCUAUCCCAGAAGUCCCAUUUUUCUCAACGCUCUCAAAGGUUGCCUUUACAAGAAUCCCAUAAUACUAUUGCUGAAGCCAGUGGUGACGAUAUUGACAAACCUUCAAUACAAAUGCAUUCGUCUGAUACAUAUUUAUUACCGCAAUCGUUGAACUCUGAAAAAGUUCUAGUCGACACAGGUCAUUCUUGUAACAUUAAGUCUUCGCACGAAAUGGAAACUCAAGUAUUUAUGGAACCUAAGCCGUCUAGGAAUCCGACUGUGGCAAUCACACAAAACUCCAAUCUGAAAUCGUGCCAGGUCCGAAUGCAACUACCCAAUGUCCGUAAUACGACUUCCCAGUCGACUCUUGUCGAGAGUUUGUACCAACCAUUUUUGUUUGAAGUGGGUACAAUGUCAUCUAUCAAUAAGCAAAAAUCGAUAGGUAUUGUCACAACGGAAUCGGAUAGACAGUUGCAGAACAAAUCUGUAAUGAAUGCAGAUCUGACUCCUCAAAUCGCCACGGCUGCCACCAGCACAGGGUUGCUGACCAGAACGAAGUCAACAGGCGGAUCUGCCAUCGGAUUCAGGAAUAUAACUUUAGACGCCUACGCUCAGUAUUCUUGUUAUCAUCAUGUUGCAGCGAACUGUAAAGGCGUACAAACAGACAGAGAAAUCAAAUCAACAGCGGUGAUCACGUCGUGCAUACCCGUUGACAAGGGAACUGAGCCUGGCUUGAUUGAUGAUACAAUUGAUGGCACGAAUAUGUGUAUUGUAGUUGAUGACACAAGUAUGUGUAUUGUAGUUGAUGACACAAGUAUGUGUAUAGUAGUUGAUGACACGAGUAUGUGUAUAGUAGUUGAUGACACGAGUAUGUGUAUUGUAGUUCAUGACACAACCCUGAGGAAAUGCAAUCACUUCCGCUCAUCACAAAACACGCUGCAGUCUACAUCGAUUGCCGUGCAGUGUUCCAGAUAUUCCCACAUUCCCCUGACAAAGGCUCCUUCCAGAACUGGCUUGGUUUUAAAGGAUGACCAACUAGCUAAUCUGGCUCGUAUGAUAGCGCAAUCGUCACGAGAAAGUUCUAGAUAUAAUCAAGUAUCCAGUGCUUCGGCCUUGAACGACGAUGAUGAUAAGUGGAUGAAGCGGUUCAGUGAUGACAAAAGAGCUCUUUCCGAAGACGCUGCAUUGACGAAAUUGAAACUGAUUUCGCGGUCAUGCAAGAAGAAGACUAAAUCCGCAGGCAUCAGAGGCAAAGACUUAUUAAAACAAGACGCACCACCGCCGUAUGAAAAUCUUUCCAAAGACAGUUUAGCCGAUGUGUUUCCUAAUAAAGAUGAGAGCAAGGAGAUUGCAGUUCAUCACAUGCAUUUAGAGACUCCUGUUAUGGUCGAUAAAGUGACAUCAGAUUUGAUGUCAAAGGAUUUAAAAGAAUCGAUACUCCAAACUAGUCCAGAGUACAGGGACGCAGAUUGCGUAUUAGUGUGUGACCUUCCACCUUGUACUGUGACUAAUUUGGGGCACGAUAUUUCUGUUCAGAAAUUGUGUCGUGAAGAUAAUGUUUACAAGUCUCUAUAUAAAAUGGCUCAAAUAAACACGAACCCGAUGACUGAUGAUGGAACGGACCCAUAUGGUUUAAUUUCGCCACCAACCAAAGACGUUAUCACGCGAGACGAACGGCCAGCGAACGUUAUCAGGGAUGACCGGUCGGUAUCAACUAUGACCGCCGCUACCUACGAUGUGCCUAAGUAUCAUUCGUCAUUUGAAACCAUCCAAGUUCCAGCGGACCUCAUCCAGACGUCUGUCUCCAAGAAUUACCACGCAAGAGUGCUGCAUCUACCCAGCUAUUAUGAUCAAGUGACAGAUGAUGAUCAAAUCAAAAAGCCGAUAAUGGGAUCCUGCCGGUAUUACAGCCACUUGUUGACCAAGCAAUUGGGUCGUAUGAAGGAAAAUUUAAAACAUUUAAAACACGCCGAAGACAGUAUGUAUCGCGUGUCAAACGUUCGCUGCAAGCCUGCUUGUACCGCCUGCACCAUGAUUCCCAGUGGAAGAGUCGAGCUUUGCUGUCAAACUACGAGAAAACAAAAACUUACCCCUCUCUCUAGAUGCGUUAUGGCGCCUAGUGUAAUUAGCAUAGCCGAAGGGCAAGAUAAAAAUCAUUUAAAGUCUAUUUACUAUAUGCUUACGGCGAUUGAGGGUAGAAUUAGAAGGCUGAGGCACCGCAUUCCUAAUUAGUUCGGUCAAAUU